UGUUUUUCUUUUUGGCGCUCAACUCAUUCAUUCUUUCAUUUAACUGUCAGCCGACCCCGUGCUCGUGCGGUUUUUAUAUAAUUGUAAGUCGACAAAUAAGUACUUAAAAUAAAACCAUGAAGCCACCGUAUAAAAUCGCUGACGAGAAGUUGGCGGAUCUGGGCCGCAAGGAGAUCAUGUUGGCGGAGAAAGAGAUGCCUGGUCUGAUGGCAUGCCGCCGCAAGUACGCUCCCGGCAAGGUGCUCAAGGGCGCGCGCAUCGCCGGCAGCCUGCACAUGACCGUGCAAACUGCUGUACUUAUUGAAACCCUCGUUGAGUUGGGAGCGGAGGUUCAGUGGUCCAGCAGUAACAUCUACAGCACACAGGAUGAGGCUGCCGCCGCACUCGUAGCACGGGGUAUUCCCAUAUAUGCCUGGAAGGGGGAGACUGAGGAGGAAUAUGUUUGGUGUAUUGAGCAAACUCUUAUCUUCUCUGAUGGAAAGCCUUUAAACAUGAUCUUGGAUGAUGGUGGUGACUUAACAAACUUGGUACAUAAGAAAUACCCUCAGUUGUUGGAAGGUGUUAAAGGUCUAUCUGAAGAAACUACCACAGGAGUACACAACCUUUAUAAAAUGUUUAGGGAGGGAAGUCUCAAAAUACCAGCUAUUAAUGUUAAUGACUCUGUCACCAAGAGCAAGUUUGACAAUCUGUAUGGCUGCAGGGAGUCCCUUCUUGAUGGCAUUAAGAGGGCGACAGACAUAAUGAUUGCUGGCAAAGUGUGUGUUGUAGGUGGCUAUGGAGAUGUGGGCAAAGGAUGUGCUCAAGCUUUCAAAGGCUUCGGUGGGCGAGUAAUUGUAACUGAGAUUGACCCCAUCAAUGCAUUGCAAGCAGCAAUGGAAGGUUUCCAAGUCACUACCAUGGAAGAGGCAGCAGAAAUAGGCCAAAUCUUCGUUACAACAACAGGAAACAUUGACAUAAUUACCAAAGAUCAUUUCUUGAGAAUGAAAGAUGAUGCAAUUGUUUGCAACAUUGGACAUUUUGAUUGUGAAGUUGAUGUGGCCUGGUUGGAGAACAAUGCCAAGAAGGUGAACAUUAAACCACAAGUUGACCGUUAUGAGCUUGACAAUGGAAACCACAUCAUUGUUCUUGCUGCUGGACGUCUUGUUAAUUUAGGUUGUGCCACAGGACACUCCUCCUUUGUCAUGUCCAACUCCUUCACCAACCAGGUUUUGGCACAAAUUGAACUUUGGACAAGACACAAUGCUUACCCUGUCGGAGUUCACACUCUGCCCAAAAAAUUGGAUGAAGAAGUAGCUGCUCUGCAUCUUGACCAUCUUGGAGUAAAACUUACUAAACUGACCCCUAAGCAGGCUCAAUACAUUGGAGUACCACAGGAGGGACCUUACAAACCAGAUCACUACAGAUAUUGAAUAGACUUAUGCAGUAAUAAAACAAAUCAAAUAUACAUUUCUCUGUAUCACAAAUGUACGUAUAUUUUUGUAAAAAUGUGUACAUACGUAAGUCAAGCCUAAUGUAUCCUAUUACGAUUGUAUAAGAAUUUGAGUGAUAAAUGAUAAAAAUAAUUUUUCAUUGUACAGGAAAGCAUUUGACCAUAAAUGUUACCUUUAACUUCGUUCAGAAAAUGUCUUUGUAUACCAGCCAUACACAUUUCCAGAUAAUGAAAUAAAAUAAUAAGUGUGA
Messenger RNA from Pectinophora gossypiella (pink bollworm), 1680 nucleotides. RefSeq names its product adenosylhomocysteinase (gene Ahcy). The coding region runs from base 117 to 1409 and encodes 430 amino acids. NCBI's taxonomy places the organism in Eukaryota, Metazoa, Arthropoda, Insecta, Lepidoptera, Gelechiidae. Gene Ontology annotation, molecular function: adenosylhomocysteinase activity. Gene Ontology annotation, cellular component: cytosol. The record is from RefSeq and is a predicted model, not a curated record. Gene Ontology annotation, biological process: L-methionine cycle. The transcript has 5 exons.